GUUUAACUUUUGGGGCUAUUCUACUGUCAAUUUCUUUUCUCCAAUGGGAAGAUAUGCAUCUGCUGGUCUAAGUAAUUGCGGCCUCGGUGCAAUAAACGAAUUUAAGUAUCUUGUCAAGGAAGCACAUAAACGUGGAAUUGAGGUUAUCAUGGAUGUUGUUUUCAAUCACACUGCUGAAGGAAAUGAAAACGGUCCCAUAGUAUCAUUUAGAGGCAUUGACGGCGGUGUGUUUUACAUGCUAGCUCCUAAGACGAGCAGAAACAUUCUCGUCAGCAUUGAGCCAUGCCUUUCAAUCAUGUCGCCCUGGUGAAGCACUAUAAUGACAAGAUUUUGGUUAGUGUCAUAAACUGCUGCCUGAUGAAUGAACUUAAACAUAAAAUCUUGUGUUAUGGCUUCUAACAAAAAUCAUACCAGAAUAUAUAUGGGUGAUUGGAAUUUGCUGAUACUGCGUGGCUUCUUUCUGUUGGUGCUUUUCUAUAAAGAAUAGGGGACUCACAAGAUACUGAACUCGUGUAUAUUUUCUUGCUAUACUCGAUUCUGAGGUUGUUGGUAGGUAAUACUUAUCUACAGAAGGUUCUGGAAUGUGAAUGAAGUGUUUUUUUCUUUUUUUGAGUAAGGGUAUUUGACAAUGUUGUAUUUGGAAAAGCAAUCUACUUUGUAAACAUUAGUAAUCAUGUUCUUACUUGUAGUCACUUCGUUACAAAGGAAAGUCUAAUUUGCCGAAGGAAUGUAUAAUUAUCCUAUUAAAA
This is a messenger RNA of Capsicum annuum, 749 nucleotides long. RefSeq names its product isoamylase 1, chloroplastic-like. The record is from RefSeq and is a predicted model, not a curated record. Lineage: Eukaryota; Viridiplantae; Streptophyta; Magnoliopsida; Solanales; Solanaceae. Gene Ontology annotation, biological process: carbohydrate metabolic process.